Drosophila erecta is the source of this 1536-nucleotide messenger RNA. RefSeq lists its product as uncharacterized. The transcript has 8 exons. The record is from RefSeq and is a predicted model, not a curated record. NCBI's taxonomy places the organism in Eukaryota, Metazoa, Arthropoda, Insecta, Diptera, Drosophilidae. Bases 147 to 1394 code for a protein of 415 amino acids.
GCUAAUGAAGUUGCAGCCGAGCUGAGCCUCAGUUGCCUGGCGACUAGCGAACAGCUUGGACGUGUGGUGUGCUCUUCGGUGUGGUUUCGAGUCUCGAUUUCCGAGUUUCCCCAUAUUGCAGCCGUCAAAUCCGGAAAUUUUGGAAAAUGCUGCUCCCAAUGCAAAUGUGGCGCUCUCUGUGGCUGGCGGCCUUUUUCUGCGGAUUAGCCCAUGCCAAAGGUUCCCACAAGGUGCACUGUUCGGAGGAUCAGAUGAGGGUAGACAUCGGGCUACCGGAUGCGGAAUCGAAGGAUCAGAGUGCUCCUCAGAUCUAUUUGGAGGGAUUGAAGGGAUAUCCGGAUGAGCGAUGCCAGCCGCAAAUCGAUGGAUCGCUAGCCGUUUUUCGGCUUUCCCUCAGUGACUUUUACGAGUGCGGAGUAACGAGGAUGGUCAACCAGCUAACGGGCAAAAAGGUGUAUUACCAUAAAAUCAUCAUCGAGUCAGCCAGCAGCAAGGAGAUUGUCAGCGUUAAGUGCAUCACCACCGCCAGUCCCGCCUAUAAUGUGAUGAUGAAUGCCACCACCGGGUCCAGUUCCACGUCCAGUGGCGGCGGCAUCCACGGCCUGGUCAAGCGGGAUGUGCUGCCGGCGGGAUUCCAGGAACCCGAGGAUCUGGAGAUCACCACGUCGCUGACCAAGCGGGCACCAGAGCCACGACUCUCAAUUGGCGUCAGCCAGGAUGGUCAGAAGUUCACCAGGGAUUUGACAGUAAAGUCGGGCACACCUUUGACAAUGGAAAUCAAUCUGGAUGAGGACUCUGCACCUGUUUAUGGUCUGGGUGUGAACUACUUGGAUGUGACGGACACGCAUACCUCUUCGGAAACGCUGAUCUUCAAGGGCUGCACAGUGGAUCCGUACCUCUUCGAGAACUUCAACACCAUUGACGGCGACAUUUUAAGCGCCAAGUUCAAGGCCUUCAAGUUCCCCGACUCGUCGUACGUGCAAUUCCGUGCCACGGUCAACGUGUGUCUGGACAAGUGCCUCGGUACCCAGUGCUCCAACAACCAGGUGGGCUUCGGUCGGCGCAAGCGGGAGAUCAGCUCGGCGAACAAGGUCUACGAGAUCUCGUUGGCCAUGUUCCUGCAGGUCCAGGAUAUCGAAGGUGUCAACAAGAAUGAGGUCCUGCAGCUGGAGGAGAAGCUCAGGGAGCUGAAGCUGGCCAACCAACGCCUGGCCAGGAAUAGCCGCGGCAACUUUGCCAUGGAGCAGACGCUCGCCAGUGCCCAGCCCGCCUUUGUGGUGGACGAGCGGGAGCUGGGACACCUCAGUUCCGGAUCGGGAACGGGAGCCGCAUCGAACGGCCUGUCGCUGACUCUGUGGACGAUUCUGGGGGCACUGAGUUGGCGGCUGAUGUAGAAGUUGUAAAUCUCUUAAGGCGUGAACGACGUGCGAGUGCGAGGAAUGCUAAUCAGGGCGGAAUUGCGUGCAGUGGCAAUGAACGAAGGAGGGAAUAUUAAUGUACUACCUAACUACUAAAAUAUACCUAUACUUGAUGUAA